GUCAUGUUUGAUAGUGGUAUGAACUUUUGUCUAUUGAAUUUGAUCUUUUCAUGAUCAUAUCCUUAGUUUCUUUUUUAAAUUUAAGGUGUAGCGAGUGGAACUGAAUUUUGUGGUCCUGAAUCUGCACCAAUCACUGAUCCUUCAUUUUGGGUUUUUAACAUCUGGGAUCCAGGACUUUCAUCUUCAACAACAACAACUACUACUCCACCGACAACUAGAACAGUUACAACAAGACCUGUGUCAACUACUUCGGUUAAUGCUCUAUUAACAACAACGGGUAUUGUGGCUACAACUACAUAUUCUCCUUCUACGACAACUAGCACUAGUUCAACUUCUACUUCAUCAACUACAACAACAACGGGUACAACUACAACAACUACGACAACAGGACCAAGUGUUGAUAUCAUGUAUCCUAAAGACCUGGAAAAAGCAUGUCAACAACCAGUGAUAAUUAUGAAUGUUGUUUCCAUGUUUGCUAUGAUUUCUAUGCAAGCUAUAGGAAUGUUUGUUGCUUUUUCAAAAUUUGCUACUAUGUUUAAUCCAUCAAAAGUUCAAGCACAAUUGAGAUACGCACAACGAAUAAAAAAACUUAAUCGACAUUGA
This is a messenger RNA of Rotaria sp. Silwood2, 603 nucleotides long. The record is from the annotation of a GenBank genome assembly. NCBI's taxonomy places the organism in Eukaryota, Metazoa, Rotifera, Eurotatoria, Philodinida, Philodinidae.